AUGGUCAACUUUGACCACCACCACCGCCACUCCUCCUCCUCCGCCUUCAGCAAAGCCAUCUGCUCAAUCUGCCACAAGGACCUCGACCCCUUCGCCGACGACCUCCAGGCCAUAUUUAUCUGCGGCCACGUCUCCCACGAGUUCUGCCUGCAAGAGUCGUUCGGAUUCUUCGAGAGCGUCAAGAAGUACAGCUGUCCGGUGUGCAAGCAGCGCUGCGGCCCAAACGACGUCGCUCGCCUCUACUUCGAGUCGGUCCCGGCCUCGCCGGAGGAUCCGAGUUCGACUCCUGCGCCGCAAAGUGGGGAGGACUCCGAGGCGUUGCGGCGGGAGGUCAAAGAGCUUAAAGAGGAGACCUGCCACCUUCAUACUUCUAGGGUUCCAGUUCUGCAUAAUAGCUUUGAGGAGUCAUCUGCUGGAAAGCUUGCUCUCCACCCAGUUGACACCUCCUGCUUCCCCAAGUUUUUGGAUAGAAAUUGGUGGCUUAACCAAGGUCGGUGGCUAGGUUUUGGGAUGAAGGAGAAUCUGAAAAGGAAAAAGGGGAAGAACAUGAUGAACAGAGGAGACAAAGUUUUGAGUUUGUGA
Argentina anserina (silverweed cinquefoil) is the source of this 582-nucleotide messenger RNA. RefSeq lists its product as uncharacterized. Lineage: Eukaryota; Viridiplantae; Streptophyta; Magnoliopsida; Rosales; Rosaceae. The record is from RefSeq and is a predicted model, not a curated record. The transcript is spliced from 3 exons. The coding region runs from base 1 to 582 and encodes 193 amino acids.